UACACAAGCCCGUACCUGAGCGCAAGAACUAUCACUGAGUCAAUAGGAGAGUGUAUUAUGGAUACAGAAGCAGUAGAAUUUUCUGUAACAGAGAAACAACAAUCAGACUGUGAUUCACAAGGAGAUAAAAUUGUAUUUACAGAAACAGUAGAAUUAACAGAAAGCAAAAAACAAAAAACAUGUUAUGAACAAAAAGUAGAGUGUGUUAUAGAUGAACAAAGCGAAAAUGAAAUACCCUACACUAAGCAAAAAUAUGAACAUGAUAAUGAAGCAGAAACUCAAGAAUCUUCUGAAAUACAAUAUAACCCCGUACCUGAGCAACAAAAACCUAUCAGUGAGUUAAUAGAAGAGCAUACAGAAGCAGUAGAAUUUUCUGUAACAGAAAAACAACAAUCAGACUGUGAGUCACCAGGAGAUAAAAUUGUAUUUAAAGAAACAGUAGAAUUAACAGAGAGUGAAAAUAAAAAAACAUGUUAUGAACAAGAAGUAGAGUGUGUUAUAUAUGCACAAAGUGAAAAUGAAAUACCCUACAUUAAGCAAAAAGAUGAACAUGAUAAUGAAGCAGAAACUCAAGAAUCUUCUGAAAUACCAUACACCUCCGUACCUGAGCAACAAGACCCUAUCAGUGAGUCAAUAGAAGAGUGUAUUAUGGAUACAGAAGCAGUAGAAUUUUCUGUAACUGUGAAACAAGAAUCAGACUGUGAGUCACCUGGAGAUAAAAUUAUAGUUACAAAAACAGAAGAAUUAACAGAAAGCGAAAAACAAAAAACAUGUUAUGAACAAGAAGUAGAGUGUGUUAUAGAUGCACAACGUGAAAAUGAAAUACCCUACGUUGAGCAAAAAGGUGAACAUGAUAAUGAAGCAGAAACUCAAGAAUCUUCUGAAAUACCAUACACCUCCGUACUUGAGCAACAAGAAAUUAUCAGUGAGUCAAUAGAAGAGUCUAUUAUGGAUACAGAAGCAGCAGAAUUUUCUGCAACAGAGAAACAACAAUCAGACUGUGAGUCACCAGGAGAUAAAAUUAUAGUUACAGAAACAGUAGAAUUGACAGAAAGCGAAAAACAAAAAACAUUUUAUGAACAAGAAGUAGAGUGUGUUAUAGAUGAACAAAGUGAAAAUGAAAUAUCCUACAUUAAGCAAAAAGAUGGACAUGAUAAUGAAGCAGAAACGCAAGAAUCUUCUGAAACACAAUAUAACCCCGUACCUGAGCAACAAGAACCUAUCAGUGAGUCAAUAGCAGAGCGUAUUAUGGAUACAGAAGCAGUAGAAUUUUCUGUAACAGAGAAACAACAAUCAGACUGUGAUUCACAAGGAGAUAAAAUUGUAUUUACAGAAACAGUAGAAUUAACAGAAAGCAAAAAACAAAAAACAUGUUAUGAACAAAAAGUAGAGUGUGUUAUAGAUGCACAAAGUGAAAAUGAAAUAUCCUACAUUAAGCAAAAAGAUGAACAUGACAAUGAAGCAGAAACUCAAGAAUCUUCUGAAAUACCAUACACCUCCGUACCUGAGCAAAAAGAACCUAUCCGUGAGUCAAUAGGAGAGUGUAUGAUGGAUACAGAAGCAGUAGAAUUUUCUGUAACAGAGAAACAAGAAUCAGACUGUGAGUCACCUGGAGAUAAAAUUAUAGUUACAGAAACAGAAGAUUUAACAGAAAGCGAAAAACAUAAAACAUGUUAUGAACAAGAAGUAGAGUGUGUUAUAGAUGCACAAUGUGAAAAUGAAAUACCAUACAUUAAGCAAAAAGAUGAACAUGGUAUUGAAGCAGAAGCUCAAGAAUCUUCUGAAAUACCAUACACCUCCGUAGCUGAGCAACAAGAACCUAUCAGUGAGUCAAUAGGAGAGUGUAUUGUGGAUACAGAAUUAGUAGAAUUUUUUGUAACAGAGAAACAAGAAUCAGACUGUGAGUCACCUGGAGAUAAAAUUGUAUUUACAGAAACAGUAGAAUUAACAGAAAACGAGAAACAAAAAACAUGUUAUGAACAAGAAGUAGAGUGUGUUAUAGAUGCACAAAGUGAAAAUGAAAUACCCUACAUUACGCAAAAAGAUGAACAUGAUAAUGAAGCAGAAACUCAAGAAUCUUCUGAAACACAAUAUAACCCCGUACCUAAGCAACAAGAACCUAUCAGUGAGUCAAUAGGAGAGUGUAUUAUGGAUACAGAAGCAGUAGAAUUUUCUGUAACAGAGAAACAACAAUCAGACUGUGAGUCACCAGGAGAUAAAAUUGUAUUUACAGAAACAGUAGAAUUAACAGAAAGCGAAAAACAAAAAACAUGUUAUGAACAAGAAGUAGAGUGUGUUAUAGAGCACAAAGUGAAAAUGAAAUAGCCACGUUGAGCAAAAAGAUGAACAUGAUAAUGAAGC
Bactrocera oleae (olive fruit fly) is the source of this 2361-nucleotide messenger RNA. The record is from RefSeq and is a predicted model, not a curated record. NCBI's taxonomy places the organism in Eukaryota, Metazoa, Arthropoda, Insecta, Diptera, Tephritidae.